UGUCCCAAGAUGACUGUGAAGUGGCUGUCUGUUCUGCUGCUCCUGCAGAUAAGUUGCUAUUUCAGAUCUGUGAACUGUGGGAAGGUGUUGGUAUGGCCAUUGGAAUAUAGUCACUGGAUGAAUAUGAAGACAAUACUGGAUGAACUUGUACAGAGGGGUCAUGAAGUGACAGUUCUGAGACCUUCAGCUUCCAUCUUUCUCGAUCCCCAAAAAUCACCUGGUCUGAAGUUUGAGAGUUUUUCUACGUCUAUCAGUAAAGAUGAUCUGGACAAGGUUUUCACAAUGCUUGUGGAUGUGUGGACUUAUGAGAUACCAAGAGAUUUGUGUUUAUCAUUCUCUCCUUUGCUACAAAACAUGGUUAAUGAAUUCUCUGAUAGCUAUCUAAGGCUUUGCAUGGACACAGUUUCAAACAAACAACUUAUGACAAAACUACAGGGAUCCAAGUUUGAUGUCCUUUUCUCGGAUGCCAUUGCUCCCUGUGGAGAGUUGAUAGCUGAACUUCUCCAGAUCCCUUUUCUGUACAGUCUUCGCUUCUCUCCUGGCUAUACAAUGGAAAAGUACAGUGGGAAAUUUUCAUUCCCUCCCUCUUAUGUACCUAUAAUUAUGUCGGGACUAGGUGGUCAAAUGACAUUCAUGGAGAGGGUAAAAAAUAUGAUGUGCAUGCUAUAUUUUGACUUUUGGUUCGAGACAUAUAAUGAGAGGAAAUGGAGUCAGUUUUACAGUGAAACGUUGGGAAGGCCCACUACCUUAACUGAGACAAUAGGCAAAGCAGAAAUGUGGCUCAUUAGAUCCUACUGGGAUUUGGAGUUUCCUCGCCCAACCUUACCAAAUGUUGACUAUGUAGGAGGUCUCCACUGCAAACCUGCUAAACACUUGCCUAAGGAAAUGGAAGAUUUUGUCCAGACCUCUGGAGAGCAUGGUGUCGUGGUGUUUUCUCUGGGGUCAAUGGUCAGGAACGUGUCAGAAGACAAAGCAAAGGAAAUUGCAUGGGCCCUUGCCCAGAUUCCACAAAAGGUUCUUUGGAGAUUUGAGGGCAAGACACCAGACUCCUUAGGAUCCAAUACCAGAGUUUACAAAUGGCUCCCCCAGAAUGACCUUCUAGGUCAUCCAAAAACCAAAGCCUUUGUAACUCAUGGUGGAGCCAAUGGAAUCUAUGAGGCGAUCCAUUUUGGAAUCCCUAUGAUUGGCAUUCCUUUGUUUGGAGAGCAGCAUGAUAACAUUGCCUACAUAGUAGCCAAAGGAGCAGCUGUUUCAUUAGAUUACAGAACAAUGACAAGGUCAGAUUUACUCCGUGCCCUGGAGGCCGUCAUAGAUAAUCCUUUCUAUAAAAAGAAUGCAAUGUGGUUAUCAACCAUUCACCAUGACCAGCCCAUGAAACCGCUGGACAGAGUCAUCUUCUGGAUUGAGUUUGUCAUGCGCCACAAAGGGGCCAAGCACCUGAGGCCACUUGCACACAACCUCGCCUGGUACCAGUACCACUCUCUGGAUGUGAUUGGAUUCCUACUGGCCUGUGUGGCAGCCAUAGCUUUCCUUGCGAUAAAAUCCUUCUUAUUCAUUUAUCGAAAGUUUGUAAAGACGGGAAAGAAAACAAAGAGAGAGUAGAGCUCAUUGAGAAUGCACAUGAACUCCAUUUCAGCAUUGUUCUAGAUUAUGAACGGCCUUCUGAACAUUCACUGAUCACUCUAUCAAGGCAUAUCUUCAUUAGAGGGGAAGGGAGAAAUAAUGCAAUUAUAAUCUCACAAAAUAAAAGACAUAAUGAAAAGAAAAAAAAGCGGAAAAAAUGAUAAGGAACAAGCUAGUAAGCAGAGUUCCUCCAUGGUAUCUUCUUCAGUUCUGCCUCCUGAGUCCUGCCCUUGAACCCCUGGCCUACUUUUCCUCAGCAAUGGACAGGGAGCUAUGAGAUGAAAUAAACCCUCUUCUUCUUCAAACAAAAAUGAAAAUUUAAAAACCAAGAAGAGGCCUCGGCAUUAUUCAGGGUAUGCAGCAUUAUGAUAAAUAAAUAUGUGGUGGAGAGGUGAGACAGAAAGGGAAGUGGGAGCACUUUGUUCUCUGUGAAGACAGGUGAGCCUGUAGACGUGAAGACAGCAAGGAACGGCCUGAUGUGAGAGGCCUGAACUGCUAUUGGAGGCCAUGGUGUUAUCUAAACCUGUGCUGCUGCAGAGGGGCAUGGCCCUUUUGUAACAGGAGUCUGUGACAAUGUCCAUGCAAUGUGGACUUCUUUGGUCUGGGCCAGGAUGUUGUCUGAGUAUGGUGCUGAGCUGGUCCAGCCCCUCAACAGCCACCACACCGGAGCAUAAGCACUGAUACAAGUGUAGAUAAGAUGGUCCUGUCCCUUGCCUGGGCAGUGUGGGAGAGCUGACCCCAAUGGUGUUGGCAUGGGAGAGCUAAACCCACCAAUUUUUGGCCACAGGACUAGGGUGAGCUAGCCCUACAACUUGCCUGAGCAGUUAGGAAGAACUGGCCCUGAAUGAAAGUGUGGAUGAGGAUGGCCUCAUUAGUGUUGGAAAGCUUAUUUUUACUCCUCAUUGUGUAUCUUGUCAUUGUCAGAUAGUUGGCCCUGGUGGCAUGGGCGAGGAUCAGCUAUCCCUGAUUGUGUGGAUACAGAAAAGUCAACCUCACCCCUUGCCUGGGCAUUAUGGGAGAGCUAGUGUUGGUAACCAACUCAGCUAACACUCAGGCCUGGAUCCAAGAUUUUGAGCUGGCCCACCCAACACCUACCCCAUCUAUGAGUUACUGGAGUUCAUGGGGCAGGUCCUGCAGAACCAAAGUUGCAGGAUCUCAUGACACAGUGCAGCCACAGGAUAGCCCAGAGGAGUCUCAGAGAGGAUCCAGCAUCGGUAGUGUCACGGAUCCCAGAGGCCUUGAACCAGUCCAAUGACUCAUUGCAGUGAACAUUCACAAGUAAAGCUGUUUGUUUAAAGAGUACACCGUGUGACACACCGUGAGACACUACACAUUCUACCAGGAGACUAUUUUUUAAUUUUUAUUUUCUAUUGUCUUUUGGGGAGGGAAGUUACAAGGCAGGAAGGCAAAUAUGGAAGGACUGGAAAAUGAGUGGAUUGGGGUAUAUAAUGUGAAAUUCACAAACAAUCAAUAAAAAAAUUGUGGAAAAAUU
This is a messenger RNA of Microtus oregoni (creeping vole), 3115 nucleotides long. Its product is annotated as UDP-glucuronosyltransferase 2B17-like. The transcript is spliced from 6 exons. Gene Ontology annotation, molecular function: UDP-glycosyltransferase activity. The coding region runs from base 10 to 1602 and encodes 530 amino acids. Lineage: Eukaryota; Metazoa; Chordata; Mammalia; Rodentia; Cricetidae. The record is from RefSeq and is a predicted model, not a curated record.